UUGUCAGUCAAUGUCAUUUUAUUUUAGGUUCAAAAGUCAACUAUACAAUUUAUGUAAUCUUUUAUAACUUCGUCGAUAUUAUGAGAAUAGGUUGGUUCCAAAAAUUUGUGAACAAAUGGCCCGGAAAAAAAACAUUUGGAAUGUAUAGAUUUCUACCUAUGUUUUUUGUUUUGGGUGCUGGCCUAGAAUUUUCUAUGAUCAACUGGAAAGUUGGAGAAGUUAACUUCUAUAACUCAUUUAAGAGAAGACAGGCUCACGACCUUGUGGAAGAAAAAAUAAAGAAAUACGCAGCAGCCUAACACUAUGCCGGCAGGAGUUUCUUGGGGUCAGUACAUUAGUUUCUCCGUUGCUGCCAUGCUGUCUAUGCUGGCAGGCUCGCAAGUCGUACACCAAUAUUACAAGCCGCUGCGAGAUUUGAAUGUGUAUGUUACUAGAGAACUGCAGAAUCUACCAGAAAAUGUUCAGGAGAAAAUAAAGCGAGAGCUACAAGCUGAAGGGAUUUUAAAAUAAAUAUCUACUUUUAGUUCAUUAAGAUAAAACAUGUAAAUAAAUAAAUUUUGGAAUUGUA
Molecule: messenger RNA, 568 nt
Organism: Manduca sexta (tobacco hornworm)
Lineage: Eukaryota; Metazoa; Arthropoda; Insecta; Lepidoptera; Sphingidae
Gene: sloth1
Product: small integral membrane protein 4
Exons: 1
Coding region: 81-299 (72 amino acids)
Source: RefSeq, a predicted model, not a curated record